AUCUAUGAGAUAGAUGCUUUAAAGGAAGAAGAAGGAAACAAAUAUACAUUUCAUGUCAUGUCAGGUUCCAGUUUCCAGACAUCAAAAAGUUUUCCAUGUUAAAUAAACAAUUAUUUUAUAGAAAAUUAUCGUUGUCUACGUGUUAAAGUGUACAUGAAUUAAUCCUCCUUGCGUAUGAUUGAAGAACAAGGCGAUCGUGUCUUGAUCGUCUGUACGUCAGGAAAAUGCAAUCGACUCUGGUUCGCCUACAAGGUAUAUUGUGAUAAUACAAAGUGUACUGAUUGGAAUAAUGCAAUCAAAUAGUAAAACCAGAGAGAUGUUCAUACUGAGGGCACUGGAGAAGAUCUUGAAUGAUAAAGAAAUUAAAAGAUCCCACCAGUCACAGCUAAAAGUGGCCUGUGAAAUUGCACUCGAGGAACUUAAAAAUGAAACCCAUCCUUCACCAGAGAUCGAUACAUCGGAGAAGGUUUCCGAUGCCCUUCCCUUGCCGAAGAGUGGCGAGGUGAACGCUUUAACCACAGAAAAAUACUUUCUACCUUUUGAGCUGGCUUGCCAAAGCAAAUCAGCGCGAAUUGUAACAACUGCUUUGGAUUGCCUGCAGAAAUUGAUCGCUUAUGGGCAUUUGACGGCCAAUGUACCCGACUCUACUACUCCAGGAAAAUUAUUAAUUGAUCGAAUUGUCGAAACAAUUUGUGCUUGCUUUACUGGCCCUCAAACCGAUGAAGGUGUUCAGUUACAAAUAAUAAAGGCACUGUUGACUGUCGUCACCAGCCAACAUGUAGAAGUGCACGAAGGAACCGUUUUGCUGGCAGUGAGAACAUGUUACAACAUUUUCCUUGCCAGCAAGAAUUUAAUCAACCAAACGACAGCUCGGGCCACAUUGACUCAAAUGUUGAAUGUAAUUUUCACCAAGAUGGAACUGGAGGCCGAAAUGCACCCAGAAUUACAAUCCAACGAGAAACUGAUAGUAACCGAUGGCCAGACAAACGGGGAUAUAAAGGAUAACAAAGACGAUGGUGAGCCAAAAGAGGUUGUAGACAGGAUACGAGUUGAUGACUGCGAUCUAUCGAAAGAUCUUAAGUUAGAAAGUCAGCAAAUAGCAAGCGAUAUCUUGGCUGUGAUUAUAGAUGGAGUUCUGUCGGACGUCGACAACAAAUUAACUACAUCGUCAUCAGUAACUUCUGUAAAUUCGAUUGAAGAAACCAAGAGCGUGUCCUCUUCAAUUGCCAGAGUGCCUUCUCAGGAGAGCCUCACAACCAACAGCGAAAACGAUGCAGCGGUGACCGCCAAGUUCACGCACAUUCUGCAAAAGGACGCGUUUCUCGUUUUUAGAGCGCUCUGCAAAUUGUCCAUGAAACCGCUGCCCGAGGGUACCCCCGAUCCUAAGUCUCAUGAACUGCGUUCUAAAAUCCUUAGUCUACAGCUGCUGCUCUCCAUUUUGCAAAAUGCUGGUCCGGUUUUUCGGUCUAAUGAAAUGUUUAUCACCGCCAUAAAACAGUACCUUUGCGUAGCGCUUAGCAAGAACGGUGUUAGUUCGAUUCCGACAGUCUUUGAGCUGUCGCUGGCCAUCUUUCUGGCAUUGCUCUCCAAUUUUAAGCUGCAUCUAAAAAUGCAGAUCGAAGUUUUUUUCAAGGAGAUCUUUCUUAAUAUUUUGGAAACUUCAAACUCGUCAUUCGAGCACAAGUGGAUGGUCAUCCAGGCAUUGACCAGAAUCUGUGGAGAUGCCCAGAGUGUGGUGGAUAUCUAUGUUAACUAUGACUGUGAUCUAGCAGCCGCUAACUUGUUUGAGAGAUUAGUCAAUGAUUUGUUCAAAGUUGCUCAAGGACGACACGCGCAGGAAUUAGGAGCCUCCCCGAAUCAGGAGCGCACUAUGAAGCUACGGGGAUUGGACUGCCUAGUGUCGAUUUUAAAGUGUAUGGUUGAAUGGAGUAAGGAUUUAUACGUGAACCCUAACUUGCAGAGUACUGUGGGGGCACCGCAAAUAACUCACGAAAAAGAUUCGGUUUCGCUAAAGAGCCACAGCGGCAGUAUUGAAAGUCUGGAUUCCAACGAUAGCGGAAACAAGGAGGUACUGGAUUCACCAGAACAAUUCGAGGUUCUGAAGCAGCAAAAGGAGGUUUGGGAAUCGGGAAUCGACAUGUUUAACCGAAAAACUCGCAAAGGAAUAUUAUAUCUGCAAGAACACGGUUUACUUGGUGGUACCCAGGAAGAAAUAGCGGCCUUUUUGCACUCCGAAGAUCGUCUGGACAAGACUAACAUUGGCGACUUUCUUGGAGAUAAUGACGAUUUCUGUAAGGAAAUCAUGUAUACCUAUGUGGAUCAGAUGGAUUUUGUACAAAUGGAUUUUGUUGCUGCAUUAAGGCACUUUUUGGAAGGCUUCAGGCUGCCCGGGGAGGCCCAGAAAAUCGAUAGAUUGAUGGAGAAAUUCGCUAGUCGGUACUGUGAGUGCAACCCUAACAACGGCCUUUUCUCCAGUGCCGACACCGCCUAUGUCUUGGGCUUUUCCAUCAUUAUGCUCACGACGGACUUGCAUUCGCCCCAAGUUAAGAACAAAAUGACCAAGGAGCAGUACAUUAAACUAAAUAGAGGCAACACGGACUGUAAAGAGGUACCCGAGGAAUAUCUGUCCCAGAUCUACGAUGAGAUAGCUGGUCACGAAAUCAAAAUGAAAAAUACGAUAAAUAAACCGGGCAAGCAACAAAUUAACAGCGAGAAGCGUCGAAAAAUUUUAUUCAAUAUGGAAAUGGAGGCAAUUUCCAGCGCAGCUAAGAAUCUAAUGGAGUCCGUUUCUCACGUGCAAGCACCCUUCACAUUGGCAAAGCAUCUUGAACACGUGAGACCUAUGUUCAAAAUGGCCUGGACUUCAUUCUUGGCUGCUUUCAGCGUCGGUUUGCAGGACUGCGAUGAUCCAGACGUAGCAUCUCUCUGUCUGGACGGAAUUCGCUGCGCCAUACGAAUUGCUUGCAUUUUUCACAUGACCCUAGAACGAGAUGCCUACGUGCAGGCCUUAGCACGCUUUACGCUGCUGACCGCAACGUCGCCCAUCAUGGACAUGAAGGCGAAGAAUAUAGAUACGAUUAAAACGUUAAUAAUGGUUGCCCAUACCGAUGGAAACUAUCUGGGAACCUCGUGGCUAGACAUUUUAAAGUGCAUUUCGCAACUGGAACUGGCUCAGCUGAUCGGCACGGGGGUGCGACCUGAAUUUCUAUCAGGUCCUGGUCACAAACCACCGGACCCAAGUUAUAAGGAACAUAUCGGUCAAACAAGUUCCCAAAGCGUGGUGGUGGCUGUCGAUCGAAUAUUCACUGGGUCAAUUCGCCUGGAUGGCGAUGCUAUAGUGCACUUCGUAAAAGCAUUGUGUCAGGUGUCGUUGGAUGAAUUGGCCCAUCCAGGGCAUCCCAGAAUGUUCUCAUUGCAAAAGAUCGUAGAAAUCUCAUACUACAACAUGGGCAGAAUCCGAUUGCAAUGGUCGAGGAUCUGGCAAGUGCUGGGUGAGCAUUUUAACACAGUGGGUUGCAGUCGCAAUGAGGAGAUCUGCUUUUUCGCGGUAGACAGUCUGCGGCAACUGUCCAUGAAAUUUAUUGAAAAGGGUGAGUUCUCCAACUUCCGCUUCCAGAAGGACUUCUUGCGUCCCUUCGAGCACAUUAUGAAGAAAAACGUAUCUUCCACCAUUCGGGACAUGGUCGUUCGGUGCGUUGCUCAAAUGGUCAACUCCCAAGCCAGCAAUAUAAAGUCCGGCUGGAAAAACAUUUUUUCCGUAUUUCAUCUGGCGGCAGGUGACCAAGAAGAGGCAAUUGUGGAGCUGGCCUUUCAAACCACCGGCAAAAUUAUAUCCGAACUGUACGAUCGGCAAUUUGCAUCGAUGAUAGACUCGUUCCAAGACGCGGUUAAAUGUUUGUCGGAGUUCGCGUGCAAUGCUCGAUUUCCAGACACGUCGAUGGAAGCCAUCCGACUGGUCAGAUCCAGCGCAUGUAGCGUUGCGGCCGCACCCAACUUAUUUGCCGAACAUGCAGGAAUGGAAACCGACAUCAGUAUAAGCGAAGAGGAUCGCGUGUGGGUACGCGGUUGGUUUCCUCUGCUCUUCUCGCUGUCCUGCGUUGUUAACCGAUGCAAGUUGGAUGUGCGAACGCGCGCCCUCACCGUGCUUUUCGAAAUUAUCAAAACCAACGGGGAUAGUUUCAAGGUGCACUGGUGGCGGGAUUUAUUCAAAAUCCUGUUUCGCAUCUUUGACAAUAUGAAAUUGCCUGAAAAGCACACGGACAAGGCCGAGUGGAUGACUACCACGUGUAACCAUGCCCUAUAUGCCAUCGUCGACGUUUUCACUCAGUACUUUGAUGUUUUGGGGCCGUUGCUGUUGGAGGAUUUGUACGCGCAACUUCACUGGUGCGUGCAACAGGACAACGAGCAAUUGGCAAAAUCAGGAACCAAUUGUUUAGAAAACUUAGUCAAUUCCAAUGGUAACAAGUUCACUGAGGACACGUGGGAUAAAACGUGUCAAUGUAUGUUGGAUAUUUUUGAAUCUACAAUACCAACGGCUCUUCUCACCUGGAAACCCGACUCUAUGAAGACUAUCGCCGUGAUAGAGCAGAACGGCGAGGCCGCCGCCGCCGCCACCGUGAAAAGCAUCCUGAAACGGUCGGUCAGUUUUGCGGAUCAACAGCCGGGAAGCGCUGAGGUGGCCCUCUUUCAAAGUUUAGAAAUCAAAAGUGUUGUGCAACUCGAGCUGAUCCAGACUAUCGACAAUAUCGUUUUUUAUCCGGCGACGUCCCGUAAAGAGGAUGCCGAGACGCUGGCGCUCGCCGCUGCUGACAUGGCCGGAAAUGGCGGCCUUACCGAGUGCCAGAGAGAGGAACAGGGAAUGUAUCGUUUGCUCAGUUCGCCGCACUUGCUAAAGCUAACCGAGUGCCUGCAGCAAUCUCAUCGGUUUGCCAAAGCGUUCAAUCUGAAUCAUGAGCAGCGCAACCUAUUGUGGAAGGCUGGCUAUCGAGGCUCAGUAAAGCCCAACCUCCUAAGACAGGAAACUCAGAGCUUAGCUUGCUUACUCAGAAUUUUAUUCAAAAUGUACAGUGACGAAGGAAGGCGGCAACACUGGCAUUUGAUUGAGGAGAGGUUGAUAGAGGUCUGCCAGGAGGCGUUUGACUACUUCUUGCAGCUGCAGAGCGAGACGCAUCGAGAGGCGUGGACGUCUCUACUCUUACUAGUGCUGACCAGGAUGCUGAAAAUGCCUGAUAGUCGCUUUGCUGUGCACGUAUCGAAGUACUACACAUAUCUAUGUGAAAUUGUUUGCUUCGAUCUAAAAGCUGAGCUGCGCUCGAUAUUGAGACGAGUUUUUCUCCGAAUUGGUCCAGUGUUCCACAUAACACGAGCUGCGGCUUAGGCACAUUUUCAGAUAGAUGUCGACAGUUGUAUAUAAUAAUCAUGAAAACCAAAAUUUCCGACGUAUGCGAACUCUUUAGUCAUUCUCCAAGUAAACAGGGUUGCACAUAAUGGUAGAGUGCCAGCGGCAUAAAAAGUAGGCGACUUCUAUUCAAAGUUGUUUAGGCUCAUCACUAGUCGAGAUUUAAUUAAUUAAGAAUACUGUUUAUUAACGUUGACAAAUUAAUUUUUUUAGAAUUAUUGCUAGAUAUUUAAGAGGCCGAUUGCCGAGAUUUUAUGUAAAAUAAUUGUUUCUUUAAUAAAAAACAAUUGCGGUUCCAAGCUGAAAUGAACGUAAUGAAAAUCAA
Molecule: messenger RNA, 5723 nt
Organism: Dendroctonus ponderosae (mountain pine beetle)
Lineage: Eukaryota; Metazoa; Arthropoda; Insecta; Coleoptera; Curculionidae
Gene: Sec71
Product: brefeldin A-inhibited guanine nucleotide-exchange protein 1
Exons: 12
Coding region: 290-5377 (1695 amino acids)
Biological process (GO): regulation of ARF protein signal transduction
Molecular function (GO): guanyl-nucleotide exchange factor activity
Source: RefSeq, a predicted model, not a curated record